AUGGACCAUGGGGCGCUCGCAGCCCAGGGCACUGCCCCGCCUAAGGAUGGAGAGCAGUCGGUAGAGUCUCCAGAGCCGCCGCCACCGUGGCCGCCACUACAACCGCCAGCGCCUCUGGCUCCACCGCCUCCCGCUCCUCCACCUCCGGUUCCUCUGCCGCUCCACGCGCCUUCGCCGGAGCCGGCACCACAGUUCUGUCAAGAGCCUGCUCCAGAAUCCCGUCCAGAGGCGACCACAGAACCAGACACAGAACAGAGCCCAGAACCAGAUACAGAACCGGCCCCCGAGCCAACCCCAGAACCAGCCACACAGCCGAUCUCAGAACCAGCUACGGAACCGGCUCCCAAGCCGGCCCCAAAACCAGCCACAGACCUGGCCUCUGAGCCAGCCCCAGAACCAGCCCCAGAACCAGCCACAGAAUCCUGCCCUGAGCCGGUUCCGGAGUCCUGUCCGGAGCUGAGUACAGCACCUCGUCUAUUGCAGUGUCCAGUGGUCGCUCCAGAGACGGGUCUAAAGGCCUUGUCAUCGCCCCGAGCACCAGUGCCAUUGUCCAGGAUAAAGAAAAUACUGAAAGAAGGACCUCUGCUGAAGAACUGUAACUCCUUCAAGAGAUGGAAGCUUAGAUAUUUUCUUGUUCGAGGACAAAGGCUCUGCUUUGCACACCAUCCUGCGUUUGCACGCUUUGAAACCAUUGAUCUGUCUCAAGUCGCCUUAGCAGAAACUAGCUGUCGAAACAUUUCUCACAGUUUUUGUGUGAUCACACCACAACGAAAAGUUAUCCUGGCUGCACCUAAUCGGAAAGACAUGGAAGAAUGGAUUAAUGUCAUAAAAACUGUUCAACAGGGAGAAAUUCGUAAGAUACCUGCAGCAGAAAACAACCCUUUCCUUGUUGGAAUGCACUAUUGGUACUCCAGUCACAGCCCCCGGACCCAACACUGUAAUGAAGUGGAGCUAAUGUGUAAAGUGAAGUCUCACAGAUUAUGUGCUUUGAGAGCAAGCAAAGACUGCAAGUGGAAUACCUUGUCUAUCACUGAUGACCUCCUCAUUCCUGCAGAUGAAAAAACUAUGCCCCACCAGUGGGUAGAAGGAAAUAUAUCCGUCAGUUCUCAAUGUGCAGUAUGUCAUGAGAACUGUGGCAGUUACCAAAGACUUCAAGAUUUCCGAUGUCUCUGGUGUAAUUCUAUGGUGCAUGAUGACUGCAGGAGACGGUUUUCCAAGGAAUGCUGCUUUGGAAGUCAUCGAACAUCAGUCAUUCCUCCCACUGCCCUAAGCGACCCUAAAGGAGAUGGCCAAUUAGUAGUAUCUUCAGACUUCUGGAAUCUUGAUUGGUCAUCAGCCUGUUCAUGUCCCCUUCUCAUCUUCAUCAACUCCAAAAGUGGCGAUCACCAAGGGAUUGUCUUCCUCCGAAAAUUUAAGCAAUACCUUAACCCGUCUCAAGUGUUUGACCUGGUGAAGGGUGGACCUGAAGCCGGGCUGUCCAUGUUCAAGAACUUUGCUCGCUUUCGCAUUGUAGUUUGUGGUGGAGAUGGCAGUGUGAGCUGGGUGUUAUCUCUGAUUGAUGCCUUUGAAUUACAUGAAAGGUGUCAGCUGGCAGUCAUCCCUCUUGGAACCGGCAAUGAUCUGGCCCGUGUCCUAGGCUGGGGUGCAUUCUGGAACAAAAACAAGUCACCUCUGAACAUCCUCAACAGAGUGGAGCAGGCUAGUGUGAGGAUCCUAGACAGAUGGAGUGUGAUGAUCCGUGAGACUCCCAGACAAACCCCAUUGCUAAGAGGACAAAUUGAAAUGGAUGUACCCCGAUUUGAGGCUGCUGCUAUCCAACACUUAGAAUCUGCAAGCACUGAGCUGAGCAAAAUCCUGAAGGCCAAGUACCCCACAGAGAUGAUCAUCGCAACUAGAUUCCUAUGCUCUGCAGUGGAAGAUUUUGUGGUUGAUAUUGUAAAGGCCUGGAGUCAGAUAAAACAGAACAAUACAGCAAUAGAGUCUGUGAUUUUGAAAAGUGACUUAAUGUAUGACAAGCUCAAUGUCCUAAAUGAUGUCCUGUCUGAGGAGGCAACAAUUGAGAAGUAUGCUACAGUAUGUGCAGACAUUGGCAAGGCAGAUGGAAAGCCCUUUGUUCCUCAAACAGACCACAUAGCCAAGUGCAAGUUGGAGCUGGCCACAAAGGCCAAGAAUCUCCAGAAAUCCUUGAAACUCAUCAUAUUCCAAAUUGAACAAGUUCUGGAUGAACAAACCCGACAGACAAUAUCAGUUAAGAACUUUACUUCAAUUUUCUUCCUGGAAGAUGACUCAGAAGAUACUAGCCAGAUGAGCCCAAGACAUCGUUCUCAUCGUGGCACUUUGUCUUUUAUACCUUCUCUCAAAAAUGAAGACCUAGAUAACCUUAAUUUGGAGCACUUACAUUUUACAACUGAAACUAUAUGCUUCAAAGAAAGGUGUGUCAUGAACAACUAUUUUGGAAUUGGACUGGAUGCUAAAAUUUCUCUGGAGUUCAACACCAGAAGAGAUGAACACCCAAGACAAUACAAUAGCCGCCUUAAGAACAAGAUGUGGUAUGGCCUCUUGGGAAGCAAGGAACUUUUGCAACGCUCUUACAGGAAACUUGAAGAACGAGUGCACCUGGAGUGUGAUGGAGAAGCCAUCUCCUUGCCAAAUCUGCAAGGCAUUGUAGUGCUCAACAUUACCAGCUAUGCCGGAGGCAUCAACUUCUGGGGAAGCAGCACAGCAACCAUGGAAUAUGAGGCUCCUGCAAUAGAUGAUGGGAAGCUGGAGGUAGUGGCAAUCUUUGGUUCCAUACAGAUGGCAAUGUCCCGUAUCAUCAACCUGCAUCAUCAUCGCAUCGCCCAGUGCCGUGAGGUGAUGAUAACCAUUGAUGGUGAAGAAGGUAUUCCAGUGCAGGUAGAUGGGGAGGCCUGGGUUCAGAGGCCAGGCCUUAUCAAGAUUAGAUACAAGAAUGCUGCCCAAAUGCUGAUAAGAGAUCGGGACAUUGAGAACUCAAUGAAAAUGUGGGAGUACAAGCAUACUGAAAUUCAAGCUGCCUCUCAACCCCAGCUGGACUCCCGAGAAUCUCAGGGUAUCCUCUCUGAUGAGGAGUCUGCCCAGAUGCAGCACUUAGCUCAGCUUGCAGAAAACCUCAUCAGCAGACUUACUGACCUGAGCAAGGUCCACCAGCAUGUGUCUGUCCUCAUGGAUUCUGUGAAUGCCAGUGCUAACAUCCUGAACAAUGUAUUUUAUGGCCAAUACAAUGGCAACGAGGCAGGUGCAGCUUCCUGUACUCUCAUUGAGACUCUAAGCAGAAAUGAUGCAGCAGAUGUUACAUUUAAUCUUAAAGGGCUCUACAAUGACACCAAAGCUUUCCUGGAUGAAAACUUGCUGAGAAAUGCUGAGGAUAAGGCUUUACUGCAAACCACCCUGGAUGCCAUGAAUAAGGAGUUUGAAAAGCUAUCUGAGAUUGACUGGAUGAAUUCAAUCCUUGUCCCCGAGGACAAAUUUUCAGACACUGACAGUAGAAGCCUCAGAUUGAAAGUUAAGUUCCCUAAACUGAGGAAGAAGAAACUAGAAGAGGAAGAUAAGCCUAAGUCAUGCCAAAGAGUCCAGGAUUUUGUUGGAAAUUUGUGGCAUCGCAGAAACCGUGAAGAUGAAAAAGAUGAUGAUCCUCCAAUAUCAUCAAGAUCUCAACUGUAG
Pteropus alecto (black flying fox) is the source of this 3681-nucleotide messenger RNA. It is a transcript of the gene DGKK, whose product is annotated as diacylglycerol kinase kappa. Gene Ontology annotation, molecular function: ATP-dependent diacylglycerol kinase activity. Gene Ontology annotation, biological process: intracellular signal transduction; diacylglycerol metabolic process; lipid phosphorylation. NCBI's taxonomy places the organism in Eukaryota, Metazoa, Chordata, Mammalia, Chiroptera, Pteropodidae. The transcript is spliced from 29 exons. The record is from RefSeq and is a predicted model, not a curated record. The coding region runs from base 1 to 3681 and encodes 1226 amino acids.